AUGGGGGAUCUGGCCAAAGUUCAUACAAACGCCUUCACAUUGGAUUACGCGCAGUUUUACUUUAGACCGGUGCCAAUUAGUGGCCAACAGCAACAACAACAGCAGCAGCAGCAGCAACAGCAGCAGCAGCAGCUAGUGCAGCAACAAUUGCUAGCACAACAGCAGCAACAGCUGCAAAUCCAACAGCUACAGCAACAAUUGCUGCUGCAACGACUUGAACGGGAGUUGCAGCAGCAACAUCAGCAAUUUCUGUACAAUCAAAGACAGAAUAAUAUACAAAGACAUCGACAUUGGCUCACAGGCAGCAGUAAUCCGUACGAAUUACAUCAGCAAUAUCAUCAGCAGCAGCUGCAGUCACAGCCACAGCAGCAAUAUAUACAACAGCAAUUGUUGCAGCAGCAUCAACAUCAAUUGCUGCCACCACCACCACCGCCGCCGCAACAUCAGCAGCAGCACCAACAGCAACUGCACCAGCAGCAGCAGCAGCAGCAACAACAACAACAAUAUAGUUACUAUUUCAGUCGAGGCAGCAGCAGCACAACCAGCUCCGGUCUGGGUCUGGGUUUGGGUUUAGGAUUUGCUGGUCUGGGCAGCAGCAACUUAGCCAGCUGGUAUCAUCUGCCCUCCACAUCGGCACACAUCUAUAUUGGCACCACCGCCAGCAGUGGUGGUGUAGGAGCAGCCACCUCUUAUCCCUAUCGUCAUUUGACUGGCAGCUACACUGGCGGAGGUUAUCCAGCAGCGGCUCUAAUCAACUUCGAUGCCUCACCCACACCGCUCUUAGCUUCAGCGGGAAGUUCUCCUGGUUAUUUACCGCCGUUACCUGUGCCACCAGCAUUACCACCACCGCCGCCGGCGCCAAGUGUAGCCACUGACUAUUAUUUCGCCACCAGUCGGAGUACACGGACAUUGCCAGCCGAUCCCUUUCAGACAUACACAGCAGCAGCGGCAGCAACAGCAGCAGCGGCAGCAGCAGCAGUCGCACAGGCAGCGCCAGUAACAGCAGCAACUGUUGCCGCCGCCGAGGACUUGCAAACUGGCGGCUUUCGUUAUAAGGCCACGCCCCGAAGGCGCUACGACGCCUACGAUAAUUACGGCUAUUUGCCAGGCAUUGCCAGCACCACCGAAGACGACGACGAAGUCGAUCUCGAAGAGGAAGAAUAUCUGCUCGAAGGGACGCUGCCAGCGGCAUUACUGUCAACCGAUUGCGAUAGCCUUGAAGAGGUGCGAUUUCUGCAACAUCUUGCAGAGGAAGACGAUACCGGAGACGCGGACGACGAGAUUAUCUUCAAUCAUAGUGAGCCGGCGCCACGUCUGCCGGAUUUUUUGCGCUCAUAUAGAAAUAGUGAAGGUUUCAUCAUCGGCCACAAAACGCCGCCGCAACAAGAAUACCAAACGGAGCACGGGGGAGGCUCAGGUUCAGGUGGAGGAGGAGGAGGUGGUGGCACUGGCAGCGUAGUUGCCACUCCAGCUGGUACACAAUCGCAGCGUGAAACGCCGGAUCAACAAUACCAUCAAUACCAACAACAACAACAACACCAACAACAGCAGCAGCAACAACAUCAUCAUCAGCAAUAUCAUCAUCAACCGCAACAACAAUAUCAUCACCAGCAGCAACAACAGCAGCAACAACAACAACAUCAGCAACAUCAACAAUCACAACAGCAAUCAUACCAUUCCUAUCAAUAUCCAUCGCACGACAGUUGCGAAGGCUUCAAUCAUUUUGCAAACGACGCCAGCAGUUGUCUGGGCAAUCAAAGAAUGAUGGUUAGUAAAUUGUGGAACAGUUGCUUCCCGGAGUUCACACCGGAUCAUGUCCAUCGUCACAAUUUCUAUCUCUGUCAGUGGCAACGCAACACACAAGUCCGGAUAGUCUAUCUAUUCUAUCGCUGGAUCACAGCCAUCACCUGUUUGGCAGCACUCGUUUGCUCCCUAUUGGAUAUUGGACGCACUGAUGAAACUCAUUAUGAGAAUCAUUAUGCCAAAUGGUGGAUAUAUCUAACCCACUGGGGAUUACUCUUUUGCACGGUACAAGCAUGGCUGGCCGCCUGGAUAGUCACCCAGGGCAUGAUGGUGGAACGUGAAGAUUUCGAGAUUGUGCGUCAGGCCAAAAAGAGUCGAUUACAUCAUUUAUAUUGGGUGCUCUACACCUGUGCCACAGUCUAUGCCUUCAUUGUCACAAUGUGCUAUUGGGGGCUGGUUCACAGCAAAGAUAAUAAGGAUAGAAUCGAUGCUCUAAAUAUUAUGGUACAUGUGUUAAACUCAAUUAUAAUGCUCAUCGAUUUGGCAAUUGUCGGUCAUCCGAUUAAGAUGAGUCAUGCAUAUUUUACCACUGGCAUUGGACUGGCUUAUGCCAUAUUUACAGGAAUUUAUUUCUUGGCCGGCGGCACAGAUAGGAAAGGAAAAACUGCCAUCUAUCCGAUGAUGGACUGGACCAAACCGGGCAAGGCCAUCAUUGUGACAGCCUGUGCCAUAAUUUUCACCUUUUUUGUGCACUUUUGCUGUUAUCUACUCUACCGCGGCCGUGUCUGGCUCUUUACCAAGCUCUGCAUACGCGGUCGCCAUAAUCGUGAUGGCGAGCUGGGCGAAGGACUCAACGAUGAUUCGGGCUCCCGCAUGGGCGGCGGCCUUGGAGGAGGUGGAGGCAUAAGUGGCGGUGGCGGUGGUGCUGGUGGUUCGCUUGGUGCCGCUGCUGGUAUUGGUGGUGGUGGUAGUCAAGAAUAUGCUCAUCAGCAGCAAUAUCCCAUUGCGCAUACUGAGCAGCCGCGUCAACAACAACAGCAGCAGCAACAGCAGCCGCCAGCAAGUUACCAAAUGCCGCCCCAGUAUUCGGGUUAUCUUCAACAGCCAGUUGUUGCUGGGGUCAAUGUUGGUGUCAUUAGUGCCGAUGGUGUCUAUCAGCCGAUUGGAACCGAUUCUGGACGCACUAGUGGUGGAGGCGGCGGCGGCAGCGGAGGCGGCGAUGGCAAACACAAAUCAUCAUCUGGCAGUGCAUCUGGUUCCAAUUCGGCCUUGACACGCACUGUGGCCCAUUUGGAUGCCUCGCAGCGUGAACAGUUCCUUAAUCCCAAUAAGAUUGUCGAGUAUAAGAUGUAAAGGCGUUGCACCCGGCACCGGUAUACGUUCCACUUGUCCAUGAAAUUUCUGGAGAAGCAUUGUGCCCAAUGUGAGGAUCAAUGCUCUGCCAUCAAUGAGGAGCAAUGCCACUUGGCCAUGUCCACGCAUGUGCACAGUGGUUGAAAAACUCUUGAUUUGAAUGUUUUUUUUUUUUGGGAAUUAAACUCUCUCGUAUAUUGUAUAUUGUAUGCAAGAUUCAUUGCCUGCCAGCCAGGUAAAAGGUAACAUCGAUUAGCCAAUCGAUAUAGCCAUAUAUCUGGCUUCAGUAGUUUUGCUGUAAAACUAUAAAUGUAGUUUCGUAAUUUUAUAAGUGUAGAAAUGUUUUGUGGAAACAAUUUUUAUUUUUAUGUUCAUAUUUAGAAUGUUGCAAAGAUUAUAGAAAUCUGCAAUGUUUGUAAGCUUUGUAAAGAGAAACGCAGCACCCAUAGAGCACAGUGGGUGAAAUUAAAUAGUUAUAACAUAAAUAGAAGCCUUUUAAACCCAGACCUCAGAAAAGACAGAGUUUGUAUAAAAGUCGCAAGGAUCAAAAAACCAACUUUUGAAUCCAACUAUUUCCUCCCAAAGCAAAAUUUCCAAUUUUAUUUCAUUUUUAUUUUUUUUUUUAAAGUUUGAGAGUUAAUUUGAACUUCCAAUAGUAACGGUAUUCAAUAUUAAUCAACACUGGUCCUUAAAUCCACAAUUUUUCAAUAGUUUUCUACACUGAAAAGUUAAAAAACCUCCACUAAAUAAUUAUCUUAAUUUUAUCCACUGUGCUUUAUAUUAAAAAAAAAAAAAACUGAAAUGCUUCAAUUCGAUGUAAUACACAAACAUUUUUUCGUUCCUAUUCCAAAGUGAAAAUUUCAAUAUUUUCACAGGGCAGACAAAUGUUUGGCAUUUGCCUAAAAGUAUUUAGAAAUAUUUAGAAAAAAAUAUACACCAAAAAAAUUGUAUGGACUAAGUUGAACAUUCUUUAAUAUGUUACAACUAAAGCAAGAACAUAUUCUUACCUAUUAUUUAUAAUUAAACACAUUUAAAACUAUUUAAUCUAUCAAUUAUUGACAUUUGGCAAAAACUAAAGAAAUAUUGACACACAUCAACUGCCUAAAAAUUAUAACACUCCACAUUUUUUUAAUUU
Messenger RNA from Drosophila willistoni, 4231 nucleotides. RefSeq lists its product as uncharacterized. Gene Ontology annotation, cellular component: membrane. The transcript is spliced from 5 exons. The record is from RefSeq and is a predicted model, not a curated record. The coding region runs from base 1 to 3096 and encodes 1031 amino acids. Lineage: Eukaryota; Metazoa; Arthropoda; Insecta; Diptera; Drosophilidae.